Molecule: messenger RNA, 398 nt
Organism: Leptopilina heterotoma
Lineage: Eukaryota; Metazoa; Arthropoda; Insecta; Hymenoptera; Figitidae
Product: putative odorant receptor 59c
Exons: 4
Coding region: 1-357 (118 amino acids)
Biological process (GO): detection of chemical stimulus involved in sensory perception of smell; sensory perception of smell
Cellular component (GO): plasma membrane
Molecular function (GO): odorant binding; olfactory receptor activity
Source: RefSeq, a predicted model, not a curated record
AUGUAUGUUCAAAAACAUCUACAAAUAAUAGAGUUUACUGUAAUAAAACUUGAUAAAUUAGACGAAGCCUUAAGAUUCGGUACUUUUACUCUUGGUCAAAUUAUUCAUCUUCUCUAUCUCAGUAUUCCGUGUCAACAAUUGAUUGAUCAUAGUCUCAGUGUAUCUGCCAGCAUUUACAGUGGUUACUGGUAUCAAUUGUCUUUAGAGUCGCAAAAAAUGUUGCUGUUUAUCAUGAAAAGAAGUUCAAAACCCUCUGAAUUCACGGCUGGAAAACUUUUUACCUUUUCGAUAAACAAUUUUGCCUCGGUUCUUCGAAUGUCCAUGUCAUAUUUUACUAUGCUGUCUUCAAUUCGAUAAAACAUUCCAUUUAUUUACUAUAAUAAUUAUAUAAAGACACC